AUGAUGAAUAACGAUAAAAUAUGCUCUACGGAUGAUGAGUUGAGCACGGACGAUGAGUUUGAAUACGUAGAAACAGAACAAUUAGAUGAUAUAAUUCAGACAAGCCAGCGUCAAUAUAGACCAGGAGAUAAUGCAAAAUCAACCAAAAACCAACUAGAUGAAUCAAAAGAGUUCUUUGAUAAGUAUGCUGAUAAAUAUUUGGAAUUUACCGAUAAUAACCCCACUACAUUCCAUGUAAUUGACUAUUUCAAGAGACUAUUGGAGGAACAUGGGUUUAAAUACAUUCCAGAAGGAGCUGCUAUAAGUGAAGAAAUAUCGAAGAGGAUCAGGGAAGGGGGGCUUUUUUUCAGCGUGAGGUCGGAUUUGAGUAUCGUGGGAUUUGUUGUGGGAGGUAAAUGGGAUGCGGGUAGUGGAAUUGGGGUCAUUGGGUCUCACGUUGAUUCGCUAUCAAUUAAACUCAAGCCUGUUUCCAAACAUAAAGCUAUAAAUGGAUUUAAUAUGCUAGGAGUGGCUGGAUAUAGUUCGACGUUGACGGAGCUAUGUUUAGAUAGAGACUUUGGAAUUGGGGGGACGAUACUUGUGAAGAAUGGAGACGGUAAAAUGACUAGAAAGUUGGUUAAUUCGACUCCGCAUCCGAUUGCAAAAAUACCUAAACUAGCAGAGCAUUUUGGCGAAAUUGCAGACAAAAAAUAUAACCAGGAGACUCAGAUGGUGCCAAUUAUUGGCUAUGGACAGAAUGAAGACGAACCUAGCGAAGUGGAGAAAAAGAGCCCAUUAUAUGGCAAGCAUUCGUUAGAAUUAUUACGGUAUAUAUCCAAGAUAUCGGAAACGCCCGUUGAUCGAAUAAUUGGCCUUGAUUUGGAGUUGUUCGAUGUUCAAAGCGCCACCAGGGGUGGACUUUGUAAGGAAUUCAUAUUUGCCCCUAGAAUUGACGAUAGAUUGUGUUCAUUUGCUGCUGUCUAUAGUUUGAUUGAGUAUAGUAAAACGUUCAAUGAAGACUUCGGGGAAUAUGAUGAUUUUAAUGCGGUCUUGCUAGUGGAUAACGAAGAAAUUGGCUCGGGAACUAGAACCGGUGCAAAAGGUAAAUUCCUAAACGCCGUUUUGGAUAGGGUUAUCGCAAUCAGAGGUGAAAAGUCACCAGCUGCUAAUUUGGCCUUUGCAAACUCUGUAAUACUUUCAGCAGAUGUAACACACGCAUUGAAUCCGAAUUUUAAAGAAGCGUAUUUAAAGGAUCAUUAUCCGCUUCCAAACAAAGGACUCACCAUUAAAGUCGAUCCGAAUGGACAUGUCAUGACGGAUACGAUUGGCCAAGUUUUGUUGGGCGAUAUUGCUCGUAAAGAAAACCAGCAGUUGCAGACAUUCCAUAUUCGAAACGAUGGUAGAUCGGGUAGCACCAUAGGUCCUGCCUUGGCGUGUGAUACGGGUGCAAGGGUUAUUGAUGUUGGAUUACCACAAUUAUCAAUGCACAGUAUAAGAGCCAUGUGUGGUUUUAAAGAAGUUGGUCUUGGAGUUAACAUUUUCAAGUCCUUUUUCAAACAUUGGAGAAAAUCGUACGACGAAAUAGACUAUUAA
Debaryomyces hansenii CBS767 is the source of this 1572-nucleotide messenger RNA. RefSeq names its product Lap4p (gene LAP4). Gene Ontology annotation, molecular function: zinc ion binding; metalloaminopeptidase activity. The transcript has a single exon. Gene Ontology annotation, biological process: proteolysis. NCBI's taxonomy places the organism in Eukaryota, Fungi, Ascomycota, Pichiomycetes, Serinales, Debaryomycetaceae. Gene Ontology annotation, cellular component: fungal-type vacuole. The record is from RefSeq and is a predicted model, not a curated record. The coding region runs from base 1 to 1572 and encodes 523 amino acids.